This is a messenger RNA of Ambispora leptoticha, 298 nucleotides long. Lineage: Eukaryota; Fungi; Glomeromycota; Glomeromycetes; Archaeosporales; Ambisporaceae. The record is from the annotation of a GenBank genome assembly.
AUGGCAAGUUAUCAUGAACUAACCAUUUUUGAAUGUGGAAUGAUUAUUGGACUUUUCAAGGACAAUCAUGGUGCUACUGAUAUUUCUAAAUUUCUUGAAAUAUCCAGAACUACUUGUCAGAAUGUCAUAAAUAAUUUCCAUAAAAAGAGCCUUACAGAUGUUGCUGAUCAUUCUGGAAGACCACCUAUUUUGUCUAGCCAUGAAGAGCGUACUCUUAUACAUCAAGCCAGAGAAAAUAGAAAAGAUUCUCUUGAAGAAAUUACUGAAUAUUUUAACAAACUUAAUCUUACCUAUAUUA